This is a messenger RNA of Boleophthalmus pectinirostris (great blue-spotted mudskipper), 5001 nucleotides long. RefSeq names its product adhesion G protein-coupled receptor A3 (gene adgra3). Gene Ontology annotation, biological process: cell surface receptor signaling pathway; G protein-coupled receptor signaling pathway. Lineage: Eukaryota; Metazoa; Chordata; Actinopteri; Gobiiformes; Gobiidae. The transcript is spliced from 19 exons. Gene Ontology annotation, cellular component: external side of plasma membrane; plasma membrane. The record is from RefSeq and is a predicted model, not a curated record. Gene Ontology annotation, molecular function: G protein-coupled receptor activity; protein binding. Bases 670 to 4713 code for a protein of 1347 amino acids.
AGUGGCUUCCGAGGACCAUAGGGCAGGACUGGGCAGGACCAUGGGAAGAGGACUACUCAAUGAACACUGAGGAGCUAAUGGAUUUUGGGGAAAAGAAACAUAAAACGUCAACUUUGGAUUUGUUUAGCUGUAGCACUUCACUAAGUUACCCGUGUAGUUUCAGCGGCUGCGUCCCGUCCUCUGGACCUGGAGUAAUUUCCUGUUUAGUUCCCUGGAAAGUUGCUGGCGUCGUGUAGUGUUAAUAAAUCAAAGUGCAGGGAAAGAAAAUGUGUCUUUAAAAUGCUACCUACGAGUACACCAUCUUUUUUACAAAUACUUAAGAUUUCAGACGCGUUUGGUGAAAGAAACGAGAGGGAUCUGGAGCCACGCUAUUCCCAACAAAGAAGCUCUCUCAACAACUGGACAACUUGAUUCAGACGUGAACUGCGCUCGGCUUUCUGUGGAUUACUAAAAACAACUGCAGCAGUGCCCAAAGAUAGAAAAACGAUUCUCAGUAGAUGCUUUUGGCGAACAAAGACUAGCAUGAGUGUGGUCAAAGCUGGGCAAGAAUGGACGACGAAGACACUGGGAAUGAUCUUGUUUGUUUUUGUGUUGGAGCCUACCUUUUUGGACACGUUUAUCUAACAAAGCCACGGUGCCAAAGCUAACCACUAGCUCCGUUUAGUGUUAAUGUCUCUAAAUGCUGUCCAUUGUUUGUUAUCACGUGCGAAAAUGAGUGCGGUUGUGUGGCAGUUGUUUGCGGGUUUGCUGCUGGUUGGCGCCGGUGACUCGGCUCUAUCAUCUGAUUGUAAAUCAUAUGAUGAACGCUCCAAGAGCAGUGGGAAAGUGGUGUGCAGCAACAUGGAGCUGCAGCAGGUCUUACCGCCGGACUCCUUCCCCAACAGGACGGUCACACUAAUUAUGAACAACAACAAGAUUCAAGAACUCAGAAAUGGCUCUUUCUAUGGAUUGUCCUCAUUGGAAAAACUGGACCUGCGGAGUAACAUGAUCAGUCACAUUGAACCAGGAGCUUUCCUUGGAUUGGCAUCACUCAAAAGACUAGACCUGUCCAACAACAGCAUUGGAUGUCUAAAUGUCGACAUUUUUAAAGGGCUCACCAACCUAGUAAAACUGAAUCUUUCAGGGAACAUGUUUUCAUCGCUGGCUCAGGGGACCUUUGACAGCCUGUUGUCUCUGAAGUCUCUAGAGUUUCAGACGCCGUACCUGCUGUGCGACUGCAACCUUCUGUGGCUGCUGCGCUGGAUCAAGGAACGAAACAUUGUCGUCAAAAAUACAAAGUGCUCCUAUCCCCAGUCGCUCCAGGGCCAGAUUAUUACCUCCAUCAGACCGGAGCUUCUGACCUGUGAUGCGCCUCUCGAGCUGCCCUCCUUCCAGCUGACCCCGUCCCAGCGGCAGGUGGUUUUCCAGGGGGACAGUCUGCCGUUCCAGUGCCAGGCCUCGUUUGUGGCCGAGGACAUGCAGGUGCUGUGGUACCAGAACGGGCGCAUGGUCAAACCGGACGCCGCCCAGGGCAUCUUUAUCGAGAAACGCAUGGUCCAGAACUGCUCCCUCAUUGCAAGUGCCUUGACCAUUUCAAACAUCCAGCUUGGUUUCACUGGGAACUGGGAGUGUCGAGUUUGGACAAGCAGAGGCAACACCACCAGGACUGUGCAUAUAGUGGUUUUAGAAAGUACAGCUAAAUACUGCGCUCCUGAACGCGUCUCCAACAACAAGGGGGACUUUAGGUGGCCUCGGACUCUAGCUGGGAUCCGAGCGUAUCUCCCAUGUAGCAGACUGUCCUCAGCUUCUUACAGCAGCUCAGAGGACCAGCGAGCCUGGCGUUACUGCAACAGAGAAGGACAGUGGACAGAGGAGGACUACUCCCGAUGUCAGUUUCAGAAAGAUGUCACAAGAUUUCUAUAUGUCAUCAACCAGAUUCCUCUCAAUGAAAGCACUGUGGUCCCAAGUGCUCGUCGCCUCCUGGUCUGCACAGUGGAUGCCGCCAACUUUUCAGACAAGAUGGACAUCAUCUUUGUAGCUGAGAUGAUAGAAAAGAUUGGAAAGUUUGUAGAGAAAUUCAAAGAUCUGGGAGAGGUGAUGUUGAAUAUGGCCAGUAACCUGAUGCUGGCUGAUGAGAAGGUGCUGUGGAUGGCUCAGCGUGAUGCCCAGGCCUGCUCCCGUAUCAUCACCUGCAUCCAGAAGAUUGCAGUAUACCGCCUGGCUACAGCUCAAGCUUUCUCUCUCACCUCUCCAAAUAUAGCUAUGGAGGCUCACGCAGUCAGGCUGAAUGAGUGGAAUGGUAUGACCUGCAUGUUGUUCCAAAAGCCAAGCCCAGAACGCACCCCCGGCCAGGACCGCCACCUCACCUUCAAAUGCAACACCACCAGCUCAUUCUCCAGCAUCCUCUACAAGAACACCGUUAUAGAAGCUUCACUACAGCUUCCCCAGUCCCUUCUUGCUCAGGCCGCUCCCCCAGUGCAGCCGGAGGACACAGUAUAUAAGCUGUAUCUUCUGGGUUUCCGAAACGGCAAAUUCUUCCCAUCCACUGGAAACUCAUCCCAACUCGCUGACAGCGGGAAGAGGAGGACUGUGACCACUCCUGUCAUCAUGGCCAUGAUUGAUGGCGUGUCACUUCGUAAUUUGCGUACUCCUGUGAACAUCACCCUGAGGCGUCUUGCCCGUGGAUCAGAUCCGGUCUCUGCACAAUGGAACUACAGUCUGGGAGGAGGCCAGGGCGGCUGGCAGAGCGAAGGCUGCAGAAUACUGGGUCACCACGACAACUUUACCACCAUAUCCUGCAACUCACUUGGCAACUACGGCCUUCUAAUGGACCUUAACAAGAUGGAUUAUUCCACUCCAAGCAUCCAGCUGCACCCAGUCAGCUAUGCCACAUCGGUCAUUCUCCUGCUAUGCCUGCUUACCAUUAUAAUCAGCUACAUCUACCAUCACAAGUCAGUUCGCGUGAGCAAAAAGACUUGGCACAUGCUGGUGAACCUCUGCCUGCACAUUGCUCUCACCUGCGGCGUCUUUAUAGGAGGCAUCAACCAGACGGCCAACGCAAGUGUCUGUCAAGCGGUUGGGAUCUUGCUUCACUAUUCAACCCUGGCGACAGCUCUCUGGGUGGGAGUGACUGCACGUAACAUCUACAAACAGGUGACUCGCAAAGCAAAGCGCUACGAAGAGCUGGACGAGCCCCCACCUCCUCCAAGACCAAUGCUGAGGUUUUACCUCAUUGGGGGAGGGAUUCCAAUCAUCGUCUGUGGAAUCACUGCGGCAGCCAACAUCAAGAACUAUGGGAGCAGGACAAAUGCACCUUAUUGCUGGAUGGCCUGGGAGCCGAGCAUUGGUGCUUUCUACGGUCCGGUUGGGUUCAUUGUCUUUGUGGACUGCAUGUACUUCCUGAGCAUCCUGCUGCAGCUGCGCCGUCACCCCGAGCGACGUUACGAGUUCAAGGAGCUGACGGAGGAGCAGCAGCACCUGGAGGCCAUCCACGCCGACUCCAACCCGGACGGAAGCCCCACCACGCAGCCCCUCACGCUCCAGCUCCAGCCCCACGACGGCUCACCCUCCGCUGGGCACCCUCCUCACUCUGUGCCCAUGUCUUCCCUGGAGAACGAGUACACCUUUGCGGUACAGUUAUUGGGCACGGCUGGAGCGCUGGGGUUAUACAGCGCUCUUUGGGUUUUCGGAGCACUUGCUAUCUCCCAGGAUCACCCUUUUGACUUGGCCUUCACAUGUUUGUAUGGGGUGGCUGCGUUGGCGUUAGGGGCCUUUAUGAUCGCCCACCACUGUGUCAACCGGCAGGACAUGAGGCGCUACUGGUCUCAGGCUUGUUGUUCCGGGAGACGGGCUUAUUCUGCGCAAGAGGACGCUCUUUUAUCCACGCCAGGUGAAACUGCAUCUGCAACAGGGGGAGCUGUGAGCAAAGCUGAUGGGGAGUCUGUAAAAUGUGGGCAUAGCAGCGCUGACUCAUCCCAUACAAACAAAACUGCUCCCAGUAUGCGCAACUCUGGACAGGGGAGCAAGCUAACUAAUCUACAUGCAGAAGCAGUGCAGUGUAAGAUAGCAUCCCCUCCAGUAGCUGCAAAUGGAGCAGCCAUUUUGGACAACAGCCUCACUGAGCACUCCAUAGACAAUGAGAUUAAAAUUAACAUGCAUGUAUCGCCAGUUGAAGUGCAAUUUCAGCCAAUGAACAACAUCAACAGUCCGACCCCGCCCACAAACGGACACUCGAGCAGGCAUCACAAAAACCGUGCACGUGCACAUAGGGCGAGUCGGCUAACAGUGCUGAGGGAGUAUGCCUACGACGUGCCCACCAGCGUCGAGGGCAGCGUACAGAGCGUCCCAAACAAGAGACACUAUUAUGACAUGGCUGCCCGUAACCACCGGCGAGCGGCGUACAUGGCGUACAGGGAGCGCCACAUGCAGCAGGACAGUAGCGACAGUGCCAGCCUCCCUCGCCGCUCACGCUACUCCGAUAAGGGAGGGGGGAAUUCUCUGUCCAACGGCUCCAUAAAAACUGUGGAGGCUGUUGUGUCUAGCUCCAGUAAGGACUCGACUACUGGGAAGCAGAGCAAUAGCACAGAACUCGAGAGCCAACCCAAGUCGUACGGGCUGAAUCUGGUCACUCAGAAUGGUACCCUCAAAGACAGCGGCCAAGCAGUGCCUUUGAUAAACACUGAGAAUACAGCCAGCAUUAAGACAGGCCUAUGGAAACACGAAACUACUGUGUAGCAACUGUUUUCCCUCCGAUGGACUUUUAGAACUGAUUUAUCACUGUGAAUUUUCAGUUUUUAAAAAUAUACAAUCAAAAUAAUUACUAAGCAGCUAGCCAAAUUAUUGCCACUGUUUUGUAUAUAUGUUUUGUAUUGUAAAUGGUUUAUUUUUAUAACUUUUAUUCCAACCAUUUUGUACAAAGCGAGUUGAACACAGUUGCAUGGUUUGAACUUGAAAUGGUUUAUAUUGUUAAGGGACUGUUUUCCAUUCUCUAGUUUGUCCCAAUAUAAAACACAUGUUUGUAAA